This is a messenger RNA of Lolium rigidum, 1126 nucleotides long. RefSeq lists its product as uncharacterized. The record is from RefSeq and is a predicted model, not a curated record. The transcript is spliced from 2 exons. NCBI's taxonomy places the organism in Eukaryota, Viridiplantae, Streptophyta, Magnoliopsida, Poales, Poaceae. Bases 1 to 771 code for a protein of 256 amino acids.
AUGUCGAUCGCACUGGAGAGCGGGCCCGGGCUAGGCGGCGGCGGCGGCGGCCGGUUCGGCCGCGUCGCCCGCUGCGGCGCUACCUGCGCGGCGGCCUCGCCGCCGGCCUCGGCGGGGCGCGGCGGCUCGUCGUCGGCGGGGCGGAACAGCAGCAGCCCGGCGGCGGCGGCGCAGUGGGAGUGGGACGGCGAGGAGGUGGAGGGCGGCGACGGCGAGGUGCAGAGCUCCUACAAGGGCUCCCCCUUCGACACCAUGGACGCGCUCCAGGAGGCCCUGCCCUACAGGAAAGGGGUAUCCAAGUUCUACAACGGCAAGGCCGGAUCUUUUGCAAAGCCUCCAGCUGCUGUGAUACUGUCUCCUCCAUCUGUCAAGGGCCUUCCAAAGCCAGAAACCCCAUCCCCUAGGAAGCGGAAAGGUCUUCUUCCAUUCAUCAGUUUCAAGUGGGGCAAAGCACAGAACAAAGAGGUAUACCCUGAAGAUGAUGUUGUGGACAGCCCCAGCCCCAUGGCUUGCAGGAGGAUGACGGUGUCUCCGGCUGCCACAAGCAGCUCAGGGAGCAAUAGCGGCAGUGAUGAUGAAGCUCAGAAGCUGCCGUCCCGUCGACCAUCCAGAAAGUCCGGCAGUGGCACGGGUGUCUUUGCUUCUCCGCCCAUGCCUCGUCCACCGAAGCUGUUCCCAGCUCACAACAGAUCGCAGUCGAUGCGUGAGCUGCAGGACGUGUCGGAUUCGACCGCCAUGGUCUCUCCCAGGGACAAACGCAGGAAGAACUAGCAAGAAACCUGGAUCUCAGCGCUCCUUCAGUCCUCCCAACCACUGGUGUCCAUUUUAGACUGCGGAAUCCAGUGGGCGACGCCUGUGUGCUAGCGAUGCUCUUUGCGAGGUCGAAUGGACCUACCUGUAUGCUAGCGAUGCUUUUUGCGAGGUCGAAUGGACCUACCUGUGUCGAUAGAGCUGGGAAAGAAACUCUCCUUAUACCCUGAUGCUCAAUACAUAGAAAUGAACCUGAGAAACUGAUGCCAUCCCAGAGUAAUUAGUGGCCUUUUCAUGCAUUGGUUGCUACUUGUUGACUUGUAAAUGCUGGAAUCUGCUAUUGUCGACUAAUUCAAUCAUGUUGCUCUGCGCUGUA